AUGUCGUCCAUUCAGGACGGCGGCAGCCAUUCGUCUGGGUCCAACAACGGAACACCAGUGCCCGGAUCGUCUGCCUCGUCAGCCACGCCGCAGUCGUCUGCGUCGGGUGGCAGCGGUGGCAGUAUCAGCAGCAGCAGUAGCAGCGGCCCCGAGGACAGCCUCAUCUGCCGCUGGAACCAGUGCAGCGAGCGCUUCACCAGUGCUGAGAUUCUCUAUGAUCACAUCUGCGAGCGUCAUGUCGGCCGCAAGAGCACCAACAACCUCAAUUUGACGUGCCAGUGGAACCAGUGUCGCACGACGACGGUGAAGCGCGAUCACAUCACGUCACACAUCCGCGUGCAUGUGCCACUGAAGCCGCAUAAGUGUGAUUUCUGCGGCAAAACCUUCAAGCGACCACAGGAUCUCAAGAAGCACGUCAAGACGCACGCUGACGACUCCGUGCUGGCACAACGGCCGGGCCAGGACCCCACGGCCGGGCUUGGCCCUGCCUACCGCACACAUCCAGCGUCCAGCUACUAUGACCACAACGGCCACAUCCGCACAAACGCCCCCCCGUUCGGUCAGCCACACCAAAACGGCCAUCCGGGCUACUACCCGGCGCAGCAGCAGCAGCAGCCGUACCCCAAUAACAUCUACUUCCCGCAGUCGCUUCAUCCCCGUGGUGAUUACAUAAGCAACCAUCAGAGCCACCAGGCACACCAUCAGCACCACGCCCAGCCACCGCAGCACCAUCUGGCGAGCGGUCCUGUUGGCGGUGGUGGCGGUGGUGGUGGCAACGGUUACGAUCCUCGACGGCGCAACCUGGACGUGAUCAACGACUUGUUUGGCGCCCUGAAGAGCGGACAGGUGAAUCCGUCCUCGUACACGCAGGUGGGCCGGUCGCUCGGGCCUCUGCAGACCGGACUGAUGGCCGGUGGCGGCGGUGGCGGCGAUGGUGGUGGCGGCGGGUUGGCGACCGACUUCAUUGGCGCGGCACAGCCUCCACAUAUGCUGGCAGCCCCCCAACAUCCCAUGGCGCAGCACUACUUUCUGCCACCUAUUCCGAGCCUGCGCACGAAGAGCGACCUGGAGGAGAUGGACGUGCUGCUGGAGCAGAUGCAGGCAACGAUCUACGAUAAUUCGGGCGCGUCGCCGAAUCCUGGUGCGGCCCACGGCUUCGACAUGCGCGGCAAUGCGACGUCGCUCAACCGGCCGAUGCUGAUCGGUGACCACUACGGCAACACGGCAGCCACGGGUGUCUCGCCGCUGACGGCCAUGUCUUCGCAGCGUUCCCAGAGCGGUGGCUCGCCGGCGGUGACGCCGCCCUCGAGCGGCACGUCCUACACGUCGGGCCACUCGCCCGGCGAUUCGAGCACGGGCAUGUCGCCGUCGAUGCGGCAGCUGCCGAUGACAGGCGUUCCGUCGUCGCUGCCAAACAUUGCGUAUCCGCAGCUGCCGACGUCGACGGGUGUGGCCUAUCCGGGGUCGACCGCGACGGCGCAGCUCGGGUCCAGCUUCACGUCGGACGAUCGGCCGCAUCGUGGCGGCAUCCUGCAAAGCUCCAGUCGCAAGGCCAGCCACGACAACAACGACAAAGUGCCGUCGCAGAGACAGGCCUCGGUCAGCUCGCCGUCAGCCGACUCAGACUCGGGCAGCGAGCCGGAGCUGUACGACCAGUGGCUGAAUAACGUGCGGGUCGUCGAAGACCUGCGGCGCUAUGUCAAGGACCGACUCGCACGGCAGGAGUACGACUACGAGCAGAGCCGGAACCGCAAUAUGCCGGAGCCACCCACAACCGGACGCACGUUUGUGAAGCAGGAGUCGCCCAUCAUGCCGCUGUACCCCGAGCUGCGGCUGUCCAGCGCCUGA
Grosmannia clavigera kw1407 is the source of this 1848-nucleotide messenger RNA. RefSeq names its product zinc finger protein pac1. Lineage: Eukaryota; Fungi; Ascomycota; Sordariomycetes; Ophiostomatales; Ophiostomataceae. The record is from RefSeq and is a predicted model, not a curated record. Gene Ontology annotation, biological process: positive regulation of transcription by RNA polymerase II. Gene Ontology annotation, cellular component: nucleus. Bases 1 to 1848 code for a protein of 615 amino acids. The transcript has 3 exons.